This is a messenger RNA of Haemonchus placei, 2070 nucleotides long. The record is from the annotation of a GenBank genome assembly. Lineage: Eukaryota; Metazoa; Nematoda; Chromadorea; Rhabditida; Trichostrongylidae.
AUGUCAGGCGCUUGGGAUGAUAGUGACAGCGAUGGUGACGUUGUUGUUGUUGAGAAGCCGGUAAUUCUUCCACGUGCUCGUCAGCCAUCUAUCGCUAAAAGUCUGGAAAAAGCGGCUAUUCUAGAAAGUUCCGUUGCGGGUUCUGUAAAGGAGAGCGAUGCGUCUUCCGAUGAUGACAGCGAAUCGGUCGGCAGUGUUGCUUCAGAAGAAUUUCUGGAGACUGCUGACGAAGUCCUUGUUCUUGACUUUGAUACGACAACUAGUAUGAAAAAGAUGAUCUCGCAAUUCCCUUGCGACUAUCGUAAUAUAAUCUCCGAGUUCGCUGAUGUCGAAAUUUUCGUGAUUUCGCUAGAUAGUUUAAUUGUCGAAUGUCUUGCACAUUCAUAUCAUGACUGGACGUUGGCUGGACAGUCAAUUGUUCUUACUUCUCAGAUCGAUAGGUUCCUACAACAAUUUGUAAAUUUUGGUGGAAAGUUCAAAUUAGUGGUAUUCACUGACUUCUCCUCUCAGUUCGCUAGAGACACUACACUUGGUUUCUCGCGGGCUACAGCAAUCGCUCAUGUUUCCGCGGGUCCCUUUGCAAAGGACCUCAUAUACUUCACAAGUCCUAUCGAUCCAAACUGGCAACGAUUUCUUCAAGACGUGACUCCCUCAUUUCUGAUGAUCUCCACAGAUAAUGUGACAAGGGAGGCGUGCGCACAGGAGGAUCUCGAUAUUUCUGCUCAACUCGAAACCAUUGUUCUCGACGCUUUGUCACAAGCAGUACCGAUCGUAGUAUUGACAUCAGUUGUUGUUAAUUUUUCGUCGGUUUCUGCAUACUACAUCGAUCCACGCCUCUGUGUCAAGUAUAACUGGGAAAGUUUUGCAGCAGCGCACUGGGAGUGCAACAGUUCAUUGCUCAAAUUGAGUAAAGCGCCUACUCAUAAUGCGUCUGCAAUAAAGUCAGUAGGAGAGCUUUGGGCCAAUAUUAUUCUAGCUGCUAAGAAGAGUGGCACUGCGUCGGAGCAUUUUGAGUCGCUUUGUUGCGCUGUUCUCCUUUCGGCUCUAGUGACGGGUAAACGUGGGCCAUCACGUAUCUAUCUGCCUGAAAGAGAGGGCGCCAAACGUGGUCUGGAUGUUAUAAAAGAUAGGCGCCUGCUUCUCACGACGGCGACUUCCUAUUUGGAAAGAUUGGAUUAUUCUACGGUUAAAUUCUCUUUCACGGACUUUUGGGAUGGACGUAUGGUCAUCGGGAUUUUCGACGCCAUAUGUGCUACCGAUCCCGUACUGCCAUAUCGAAUUCAAGAAGAUUUUGCUCGUUUACACACUGCUGCAUCCCUAACUUUACCUAUCCCAACGGAUACAGCGGAAAAACUCCUCGAUCCACUGCCUGAGGCUGAGAAUCCCUUGUCCUCUCUUCCUCUCCUAUAUACCGUAAAGUCCCCUUUGGUGGAUAGAUACCUCCCGGAAUUGAAAGCAGCUCGUUCAGAGAAACUUAUAAGUGACGGACACACACCAGACUAUGUAGCACUUUUGCAAGAGAAAAUGUCAUGGAAGUUGAGACCAAUUGAGGAAGAUUUCACAAAGACCGAGGUGAUUACUGACGAGUGGCAAAAGAAAAAGGCAAAUAAAGCUCGUCAAUUUAUGAGCAGAUGGUAUGAAAUGUUUGCCAACUCAUUGGAGGGCCGUGGGUCGAAUCUGCUUGUGGAUUUCUCUCGAAUUCCAAAAGGAUUCGCUCAAGCAGUACCUGACACACCAACUGAAAAUGCGGCGAAGAAGGGUUUAAAGGGGUGGUCUGGACAGAAAGGUGGUGGCGGUGGAAAGAAAGGCGCUAAGGAGCCACCUAAAUCGAAGAAAGAUCUCAUCCUCGAAGCUAACAAAAAAGCGAAGGACGUCAAGUUGAUAGAAAGCGAGAAAAAUAAGAUCAAAUUCGCAUCGCAGCAGGGGAAGAAGGCGGUCGUUUUCCUUGAGCGCACCUAUAAUGGACUGGAACUCCCGGAAUCAAAGGCAUUGUGUGCGUUCGAAGUUUUAGUGAGGAUAGGUCGCGAUUUACUGAGUCGUUUAACUGGACCAGAGAACUUGGAAAAUAGG